AUGGGCGAACAAAUUGGAAAUCCAGAAGAUGGUGAAGAAGAAGAGGAGAGGGGAGUCUUUUCUCUGCCGUCUCCGCAUGCAUCGCGCUCUCUCCAACUCUCCAUCAACGCCUCAAGUUCCCUCCAUGGAUUUGCACGGUGCGGUCGGAGAGUAAGUGCGGAGAGGCGGCGACAAAAGCCAAACGAAGAGCGACGAUUGGCUCGGACUGCACUGUGCACUGGAUGA
Messenger RNA from Bursaphelenchus xylophilus (pine wood nematode), 225 nucleotides. NCBI's taxonomy places the organism in Eukaryota, Metazoa, Nematoda, Chromadorea, Rhabditida, Aphelenchoididae. The record is from the annotation of a GenBank genome assembly.